AUGCGGGGCUCCGAGCCCAUGCCCGGCUACGGGCAGCUGCUGCGGCGCGGAUACGGCAGCCUGGCGGCGGCCGCGCGGGGCUGCGCGGACUGCGGCUGGGAGCUGUCGAGGAGGACGUGGGCCGAGAACGCGCACCUGCGCUGGGGAGAAGUGCUGCUGUGCGGGCUGUGCGCGCUGGGUUGGACCGUGCUGCGCCGCGCCGCCGCCCGCCGCGUCUUUCGGCCCUUUGGUGAGUGGUGCAAGCUGCAGCCAAAAGAUGCUGCCAAGAUGCCUGAGAGUGCCUGGAAGCUGCUUUUCUACACAAUAUCCUGGUCCUAUGGCUGCUACCUGCUGUUCUUCACUGACUACCCCUUCUUCUACGACCCACCGUCCGUUUUUUAUGACUGGAAGAAGGGCAUGGAUGUGCCCACGGACAUCGCUAUCGCCUACCUGUUGCAGUGCAGCUUCUAUGGGCACUCCAUCUAUGCCACUGCCUACAUGGACACGUGGCGCAAGGACUCCGUUGUCAUGCUGCUCCACCACGUGGUUGCUCUGACCCUUAUAGCCUUCUCCUACGCUUUCAGGUACCACAACGUGGGCAUCCUCGUGCUCUUCCUGCAUGAUAUUAAUGACGUGCAGCUGGAAUUCACUAAGCUCAAUGUCUACUUCAAGCACCGGGGGGGUGUCUACCAUCGGCUCAACGACAUCAUCUCCAACAUUGGCUGCCUCACCUUCAGUGUCAGCUGGUUUUGGUUCCGUCUCUACUGGUUUCCCCUCAAGGUGCUCUACGCCACUUGCUACUCCAGCCUCCAGUCGGUUCCUAAUAUCCCCUUCUAUUUCUUCUUCAAUGCUCUGCUCCUUGUCCUCACUCUGAUGAACAUCUACUGGUUUCUGUACAUCGUCCUGUUUGUGGCCAAGGUGCUGAUGGGGCAGGUGCACGAGGUGAAUGACGUGCGCGAGUACGAUGUGGAGGACAGCAAGAAAACCACAGUGGGCAAGAAGAAAGAGAGUGGGCUCCAGCUGCCCAAUGCUCUGAAAGAAGGGAUGCACCUGAAGAACGGACUUGUGAAAGACAAGCGGUUAUAAGAGUGUGGCUGCUGCAGCCUGGCUGGAUCUGGGGACUGAGCCAGG
Molecule: messenger RNA, 1110 nt
Organism: Centrocercus urophasianus (Greater sage-grouse)
Lineage: Eukaryota; Metazoa; Chordata; Aves; Galliformes; Phasianidae
Gene: CERS1
Product: ceramide synthase 1
Exons: 7
Coding region: 1-1065 (354 amino acids)
Biological process (GO): ceramide biosynthetic process
Cellular component (GO): membrane
Molecular function (GO): sphingosine N-acyltransferase activity
Source: RefSeq, a predicted model, not a curated record